Messenger RNA from Gloeophyllum trabeum ATCC 11539, 1041 nucleotides. Its product is annotated as concanavalin A-like lectin/glucanase. NCBI's taxonomy places the organism in Eukaryota, Fungi, Basidiomycota, Agaricomycetes, Gloeophyllales, Gloeophyllaceae. The coding region runs from base 1 to 840 and encodes 279 amino acids. The record is from RefSeq and is a predicted model, not a curated record. Gene Ontology annotation, biological process: carbohydrate metabolic process. Gene Ontology annotation, molecular function: hydrolase activity, hydrolyzing O-glycosyl compounds. The transcript is spliced from 7 exons.
AUGCUUCCCCAUCUCAUUCUCACUGGCUUAGUGGGUUACGUCGCGGCGGCAUCGCUCCAGACUCGCGCCACUCAGGACUCUACCUGUCCUUGUGGUUACCUUGACUCGAACGGCAAUGUCUGGCGAGAGUCAAGCGUCUCCGACUUCACCGCAGGGACCCCCACAAGCGUGCUCCAGCAGGCUUUCGCCGUUGAAACCUGGGGCGUGCAGGGGACCUACCAGUAUAGGCAGAACAGUGCCGACAAUGUUUACAAUCUGAAUGGUGCGCUUGGCAUGCGUACUCAAGGGUGGUCCGGGAGUGGACCCGUCUAUACUUCGGAAGUUCAAAGCCAUCGUGACGAUAUCCUCUACGGUACCUUCCGCAUAACAGCAGAAAUCCCCACCACGCCAGGCGUGUGCUUCGGAUUUUUCACCUUCUACAGCAAUACGCAGGAGGCGGAUAUCGAGUUUCUAUCCGCCGACACUAAUGCCGCGCACACGGUGCACUAUACAAACCAACCGGGCCAGACUGCUGGUGCCACUGAGACGGUCACGCUUGGUCCCAACCUACAGACCUCGUUCAAUGAGCACAGAAUUGAUUGGCUGCCAGACGUCGUGAACUAUUACCUGAAUGGUGGCCAGACUGGGUCUAUAUCUAUUCAAGUGCCUGACACUCCCUCGUUUGUACUAGCGAAUGUUUGGAGUAAUGGCGAUCCUGGUUGGACGCAGGGCCCACCGACGGCUGACGCUGUGGCGACUAUCCAGAAUAUCAAGUUGUACUUCAACUCCACGUCACUGAGCGAAUCUGACUUCAACAGCGCCUGCGCGACAGCUGGGAGACCUGCGUCUUGUCAAAUUUGAAGACGGUGCCCAGGAAAACGAGGGCGUAGCUCGCGCUACGUUUUGUCCUAGGCUAAUUACCUUCGUUCUCAUCCAAGCCUUUCACUUUCUUUAUGAUAUAGAGUUUUGUCAAUGCGUCAGCUUGUAGUUUGCGAUGUGGUGUUAGGCAUCUCAUCAAGUUACAGGCCAAGAUAAUUGUAUAAUUUUUCUCCUCGCUCCCGA